CGCCGCCAUAUUCGUUUUAACAACAUUACUGUAUAUUGCACGCUCUGUGUUUACGGCUUUUUGAAGUUCUUCGAUCUGUUAUAUACUUAAUUCAGUUAAUUUCCUAAGGAGAAGAAAAUCAAAGUUUCAAGUUUACAUGAUUACAUUUUGUUACCGUUGCGGCCAAUUCAUUCAAAACUACAAAUUGUAUUUAGAAAGUUGGAUUUGCAGGAAUAGUAAUUGGCACACGGCAUCACGAAUAUGACGGCAUCGGAAGUUUCAUAUAAUCGUAAAAUAAUAUCAGAGGAUUUAUCUAAUGUUGAGUUCGACACCAGCGAAGAUGUGGAAGUUAUCCCGACAUUUGAUUCCAUGGGCCUUCGAGAUGAAUUAUUACGCGGCAUUUACACUUACGGUUUCGAGAAACCUUCCGCCAUUCAGCAGAGAAGUAUACUACCUAUUGUGAAGGGCCGCGAUGUUAUAGCUCAGGCUCAGUCCGGUACGGGCAAAACAGCUACAUUUUCAAUAUCCAUACUUCAGUCCUUGGAUACAACUCUUCGUGAAACACAGGUCCUGAUUUUGUCCCCUACUCGAGAAUUAGCCACACAGAUUCAAAAGGUUAUUCUGGCUCUGGGAGACUUUAUGAAUGUACAGUGCCAUGCAUGUAUUGGUGGUACUAAUCUUGGGGAAGAUAUCAGAAAACUUGAUUAUGGGCAGCAUGUUGUAUCAGGAACACCCGGCAGAGUUUUCGAUAUGAUCAGAAGGAGAGUGCUCCGUACAAGGUCUAUUAAGAUGCUAGUCCUCGAUGAAGCUGACGAAAUGUUGAAUAAAGGAUUCAAGGAACAAAUUUAUGAUGUCUACCGUUAUCUACCUCCGGCUACACAAGUUGUUCUUAUAUCCGCUACUCUACCCCAUGAGAUUCUGGAAAUGACAUCAAAGUUUAUGACCGAUCCUAUUAGGAUUCUUGUAAAACGUGAUGAGUUGACAUUGGAAGGUAUUAAACAGUUCUUUGUUGCCGUGGAAAGGGAGGAGUGGAAAUUUGAUACUCUCUGUGACUUGUAUGAUACAUUAACAAUCACUCAGGCGGUGAUCUUCUGUAACACUAAAAGAAAGGUUGACUGGCUCACUCAGAAAAUGCAGGAAGCCAACUUCACAGUGAGCUCCAUGCAUGGAGAUAUGCCUCAAAAGGAAAGAGACAAUAUCAUGAAGGAGUUCCGUUCAGGACAAAGCCGGGUGCUUAUAACAACAGAUGUAUGGGCCAGAGGUAUAGAUGUACAGCAGGUGUCCCUAGUCAUCAACUAUGACUUGCCAAAUAAUCGUGAAUUGUACAUUCAUAGAAUCGGCAGAUCAGGUCGUUUCGGUCGUAAGGGUGUUGCGAUUAACUUUGUGAAGUCCGACGACAUAAGGAUCCUUAGAGACAUAGAGCAGUACUACUCCACACAGAUUGAUGAGAUGCCAAUGAAUGUUGCUGACUUAAUAUAAUUAGUGUCGUAGAUUUUUAUAUUAUUAAUUUCAUUUGAUGAGUGUUAGAAGUCAUUUAUGUUCCAAAUGUCAUAUUAAGCAUCCACAGAUUAUAUAUUGUGAUUUAAGCUCCCCGAACAGAUGAGACAUGUAAAAUAUUUACAAGCCAAUAAACUGUUAUUGUAACCA
This is a messenger RNA of Danaus plexippus (monarch butterfly), 1626 nucleotides long. It is a transcript of the gene eIF4AIII, whose product is annotated as eukaryotic initiation factor 4A-III. Gene Ontology annotation, cellular component: catalytic step 2 spliceosome; nucleolus. The coding region runs from base 241 to 1458 and encodes 405 amino acids. NCBI's taxonomy places the organism in Eukaryota, Metazoa, Arthropoda, Insecta, Lepidoptera, Nymphalidae. Gene Ontology annotation, molecular function: mRNA binding; RNA helicase activity; ATP binding. The record is from RefSeq and is a predicted model, not a curated record. The transcript is spliced from 5 exons.